AUGGGGAGUCCAGUUUCCGCUGUCAUUGCUAACCUAUACAUAGAGAGUUUCGAAGAACAGGCGAUAAUUCCAUUAUCCUACGAGCCAAGGAUCUGGAAACGCUGCGUGUGCGAUACCUUUACCAUCCUGGAUCGCGAAAACGUCGAUGACUUCUUACAGCAUUUAAACAACCAGCAGCCUUCUAUCUGCUUCACCAUUGAGACAGAAAAAGACAGCAAACUCGCCUUUCUAGACACCGCAGUUUUAAGAGAACCUGACGGCCGCCUCACUACCAGCGUAUACAGGAAGCCCACCCACACUGAUCAACACUUAGUCCAUGAUUCACAGCACCCUCAAUCAGUAAAACGCGAAACUUACCAGGACCGGACAACAGUGCCAGUGCCAAAACCAAACAACAGUGCCGAAUCCGCCGAUGAGUUCAAAGCUACUGCGGUUUCACCUUUUGUCAAAGGUCUGUCCGAACAGCUUCGCCGUUGCCUACAACAACAAGGUGUAUGCACUGAUUUCAAGUCGGAGACUACACUAAGAUCUCAGUUAGUGCGACCAAAAGAAGCUGUCGACCCGUCUAAACAAGAUGGCGUAGUUUAA
Messenger RNA from Pocillopora damicornis (cauliflower coral), 588 nucleotides. RefSeq lists its product as uncharacterized. The record is from RefSeq and is a predicted model, not a curated record. NCBI's taxonomy places the organism in Eukaryota, Metazoa, Cnidaria, Anthozoa, Scleractinia, Pocilloporidae.